AUGCUUGAACAGUACGCGGAGUCUAGGCUCACUUUCUUUCACUAUGGUGCGGAUACCUGGGAAGGGUCUUGGCUGGACUGUCGGACAGUCCCUUCUCUCGGGUUAAUUGGCCGCCUCCUGGCCACCCUUUCUGAACCUGCCGAAACAAGGUACACUUGGGACUCUCUCCUUCUCGCCGUUUCAGACCAACCUAUCCAACAUCGGCCUCAAUUCAGGUGCGCUGCUUGGGAAGCACGGCAACUUGUGCGGAGGACCUGGGGCCGCGAUGCGGGGCGGCUGAUUUGUGUUCGCUAUUUUCAAACAUGCACAAAUGUUUAUGUUUUGAAGCCAAAAUGUGUGUGUGUCUUCGGCUAUCCUUCACUCAAGUAUAGUCAUCCACAUUCCUUGCUCAAAACAACUGCUGCUCUAUGUGGACAGAUUGUUCAAUUCAAACUUUCAGACAUUGGAGAAGGGAUUAGAGAAGUAACUGUUAAAGAAUGGUUCGUAAAAGAAGGAGACACAGUGUCUCAGUUUGAUAGCAUCUGUGAAGUUCAAAGUGAUAAAGCUUCUGUUACCAUCACUAGUCGUUAUGAUGGAAUCAUUAAAAAACUCUAUUAUAAUCUAGAUGAUAUUGCCUAUGUGGGGAAGCCAUUAGUAGACAUAGAAACGGAAGCUUUAAAAGAUUCAGAAGAAGAUGUUGUUGAAACUCCUGCUGUGUCCCAUGAUGAACACACACACCAAGAGAUAAAGGGCCAAAAAACACUGGCGACACCUGCCGUUCGCCGCCUUGCAAUGGAAAACAAUAUUAAGCUGAGUGAAGUUGUUGGCUCAGGAAAAGAUGGCAGAAUACUUAAAGAAGACAUUCUCAACUAUUUGGAAAAGCAAACAGGAGCUAUAUUACCUCCUUCACCAAAAGCUGAAAUUGUGCCACCUCCACCAAAGCCAAAAGAUAGGACUAUUCCCAUACCUAUAUCAAAACCUCUGGUAUUCACAGGCAAAGACAAGACAGAACCUGUAAAAGGCUUUCAAAAAGCAAUGGUCAAGACCAUGUCUGCAGCCCUGAAGAUACCUCACUUUGGUUAUUGUGAUGAAGUUGACCUUACUGAACUGGUUAAGCUACGAGAAGAAUUGAAACCCAUUGCUUUUGCUCGUGGAAUUAAACUCUCCUUUAUGCCCUUCUUCUUAAAGGCUGCUUCCUUGGGAUUACUACAGUUUCCUAUCCUUAAUGCUUCUGUGGACGAAAACUGCCAGAAUAUAACUUAUAAGGCUUCUCAUAACAUUGGGAUAGCGAUGGAUACUGAACAGGGUUUGAUUGUUCCCAAUGUGAAAAACGUUCAGAUCUGUUCUCUAUUUGAGAUUGCCUCUGAAUUGAAUCGUCUCCAAAAACUGGGCUCUGUGGGUCAGCUCAGCACCACUGAUCUUACAGGAGGAACAUUUACUCUUUCCAACAUUGGAUCAAUUGGUGGUACGUAUGCCAAAGCAGUGAUAUUGCCCCCUGAAGUAGCCAUUGGGGCCCUUGGAUCAAUUAAGGCUCUUCCCCGAUUUAAUCAGAAGGGAGAAGUAUAUAAGGCACAGAUAAUGAACGUGAGCUGGUCAGCUGAUCACAGAAUUAUUGAUGGUGCCACAAUGUCACGCUUCUCUAAUUUGUGGAAAUCCUACUUAGAAAACCCAGCUUUUAUGCUACUAGAUCUGAAAUGAAGAUUGUUAAGAUGUUCUUGAACUUCUUGAGCUUCCAAAGAGUAUGUAAAGCUUACCUGUGCCAGCACAUAUUUAUCUUUACAAUUUGUAUUAUAAAUUAUUUGUAUUAUAUGAUUAAGGUUGUAGGGGCUGGCUGGCUAGCUCAGUUGGUUACAGCGUGGUGUUAUAACACUAAGGUCAAGGGUUUGGAUUCCCAUGUGUUCAGCUGUCUCCCCCCACUAAGGCACAAUAUUUAUUACUGUUCCAUUAGACUUUUUACUGAAACUGAAUAAUGGUGUAUUUGUUCUCCUGGAGCUGACACAUUUUAUAGGUCAGAAUAUGACUUCUUAAUACCUGUGUGGUGCUGAGGUCUGUGUGUCAAUGGAUUGAAACUGGUAAGAACUACAAAAUUAAUGUUACUAAAAGACAGCCAUAUACAUACAGUAUUUGCCCUGUUUCUUUUUUUAAACUGACUCUUAAUGAAAUUUUUUAAUUAUACUUAACUGGGAAAAGGAAUUUACAUAUAAAAAUAUUUUCCAUUUCCCCAUAAUCAUGCUAAUUGUUGUAUAAAAUAAGUGCAAUUAUACUUACCUGUUAAGAUAUCCAGGGCUGGCUGGUUAGCUCUGUUGGUUAGAGCUUGGUGCUGAUAACCCCAAGGUCCAGGAUUUGAUUACUGUACAGGCCAGCCACCAAAAAAGAAAAAAAAAAAAAUCCAGGAGUAUAUUCUUGCUCCAUGUAGAGAUUAUCAUCUGUAAAUGUCUUAUUUGUGUAAAUUAACAUCUUUUAAAAGGGAAAAUUAUAACCAGAUCUUAAAAAUGCCCAAUUGCAGUUUUAUAACCAGUAAGGCUAUUUAAGGUGUUUGUUGAAAAUGGAUAUACUUUUAGAAUUUUGGUAAUGGUUCGGUGUCUUGUUGGGAAAAACUUCACCUUUACAAACUUGCUUCGUGUAAGGAAGGUGUUUUCUUUUUUUUAAUUUUAAUUUAUCAAUAUACAGUGUAGUUGAUUUUCAUGUCCGUUUAC
Messenger RNA from Galeopterus variegatus (Sunda flying lemur), 2675 nucleotides. It is a transcript of the gene DBT, whose product is annotated as dihydrolipoamide branched chain transacylase E2. Gene Ontology annotation, cellular component: cytoplasm; mitochondrion. The transcript has 12 exons. NCBI's taxonomy places the organism in Eukaryota, Metazoa, Chordata, Mammalia, Dermoptera, Cynocephalidae. Gene Ontology annotation, molecular function: lipoic acid binding; acetyltransferase activity. The record is from RefSeq and is a predicted model, not a curated record. The coding region runs from base 1 to 1677 and encodes 558 amino acids.